Pomacea canaliculata is the source of this 5978-nucleotide messenger RNA. Its product is annotated as ETS translocation variant 1-like. The record is from RefSeq and is a predicted model, not a curated record. Gene Ontology annotation, biological process: regulation of transcription by RNA polymerase II; cell differentiation. The transcript has 8 exons. Gene Ontology annotation, molecular function: sequence-specific DNA binding; DNA-binding transcription factor activity, RNA polymerase II-specific. Bases 453 to 2378 code for a protein of 641 amino acids. Gene Ontology annotation, cellular component: nucleus. NCBI's taxonomy places the organism in Eukaryota, Metazoa, Mollusca, Gastropoda, Architaenioglossa, Ampullariidae.
UUGAUGGCGAUGGAGAAGGGAUGGCGGGAGGGAGGAAAGGAGGAGGAAAGCGAUGCUGUGUCUCGCGUAAAGAGAAAGCGACUCAUCUCUGUGCCACUGUAAAGUUUGCGGUCCUCAACAUCAGUUGGCCUUCAACGGUCUGAUGGCGCGUGCGCUGUUUGUUCUGCAGACUCUUCUCUGCUCUUAGUAUCCGUUGCUUUUAGACGACAAGCAAGGACUAUAGACACGGGAGAGAAAAAAAAAAAGAUAAAAGAAAAAGUGGAGGACUAAAAUGACAGAGACAAUCCUCAUCUAACCCAUCUCAGCUCCGAAGUGUGAUUUUUUUUCCAUUUUCUGGAUUUGUACAUUUUUCUCUCGCUCUGAGACAAGGCUUGCAGGAGGAACUGCACCUGGCGUCAAGACUCGUGUUGAGGACAUCUCCACAGGUGAUACCAGCCAGACCGGAAGUGCUCAUGAAGGACAAGACAGAGGAGGCAGGUAACUCUCCUCCACCAGUCAUGGCAGACGUCCGGAAGAGGAAGCGACCUGAUACAGAGCUGAUACAUGACUCAGAAGAACUUUUUCAAGACCUCAGUCAGAUGCAGGACACGUGGCUGGCAGAAGAGAGCACCUACAUGAAGCUCAAGGGACAGACCAAACCCGACACAUGCUGCUCGCCGCCAUCUUUGAACCAUCUUAGUCCAAAGCGACCCCUAGCGGCUGCUCCAGGAAAGUUUGACUACGCCGAAAAAUCGUUCGUCAGUAGUCCCUAUGAAGCCACUGCCAUCCCCUCACCCUCGGAUUCCUUGUGUUCUUCCGCAUCAGGGAAAGAGUCCGUGUCUUCCUUGGGUUACAAGGACGCGGUGACGCCAUCGUACGGCGGCCAGACGGCCGUGUACACCAUCCUGGAAAGCAGGUUUCCCAGGCCACACUCCGCACCCAGCAACAACGCCUUCUCCAGUCCGGGGCCGCACCCGCAUCACAUCACCUACCCAGCCCCACCACCACCGUCUUCACAACUGCCACUACCACAGCAGCAACCCUACCCGGCCAACCACGCCAUCACAGCCUCUUACAACACCAGCGGUAGCAGCAGCAGCAGCAGUAACAGCAGUCACAGUCACUCUCUGCAGUGCAAGCCACCCGAUGCGCAUGACCGGAACUUUAACAUGCUUCCGGUGGCCUCCAGGCAUGGCGGGUACUCAGCUCCGAUGGUUCCGGUGGGAGAAGACCAUUCAGUGAACGUGAAACAAGAACCGCACGAUAAAGGCUAUGAAAAUGGACAAUGUUGUGGCGUGCCGCACCCGUAUGACAAUCCCAUGCGGUACUUUUACCCUGACGACUCUGCGUAUUUAUCCCACCUCCGAGAGAAACACAAAGGCCUGGACAUCAAGCCCGACUUCUACAGGGAUUUCUACCUGGAGCGUUACCAUAGAGACGGCCCUCAUGCUACCUAUCAACGCAGGGGAUCCCUGCAGUUGUGGCAGUUCUUGGUGGCGCUGUUGGACGAUCCCUCCAACGCUUCCUUCAUCGCGUGGACAGGCCGUGGCCUCGAGUUCAAGCUGAUUGAACCCGAAGAGGUGGCACGUCGAUGGGGGAUGCAGAAGAACCGCCCGGCCAUGAAUUAUGACAAGCUGAGCCGCUCCCUGCGUUACUACUACGAGAAGGGAAUCAUGCAGAAGGUGGCAGGGGAACGCUACGUGUACAAGUUCGUCUGUGACCCGGAAGCGCUCUUCAGUAUGGCGAUGCCAGACUCCCACCGACCUUUCCUCAAGACGGACAUGGUGUCCGGGGGCGUGGGAGUAGCGGUCACCGCCAAGGACGAUCUGUACCUGAAGCAAGGGUCGGGUGCCGGCGGGGGCGGUUCGGUGAGCGUCGGGUCGGGUGGGGUGGCGGGGAUGGGCGGAGGCCAUCCGUUGGCGCAUCUGAGCCCUCACCAGCACGACCUGUUCAAGUCCAUGGCCAGCAACAACGCGCACCACCAUCACAGCCACCACCACAGCCACCACCACCACCAUCACCACCAGCACGAACUCUUCAAAUCGGCGGCCGCGGCGGCGGCGGCAGCAGCGGUAAACACACACCUGCAGCAUCAUCAGCACGAUCUCUUCAAGUCCCCAGCCGUGAACCCCGCUCACGCCCACCUGCCCCCACCGCCCACGCACCAGCAUGACCUCUACAAGGGCGGCAACCCACCCGCCAUGGCCGACCCCCAGCCUCUGCCGCUGACCACCACCGACAGCUCUGCGCAUGCGCGCGCACGCUCCUACAACGUGGCCAUGACGUCACAUCCGACAGGGGCCGCCCAUCUAACAUCUGACCAGCAUCGCCUGCAGUACAUGCAAGAGUUUCAGAGGAUGUACGGGGCAGGACCUUACAUGGAGGGCUGCGUCUACUGACGAACUUCACAUUUUCUAACGAACAUUUCACUUUUAACGAACUUCUUACACAUAAGAUCGCGUUGAUCGCGCAGUGUAUAUACAAUUUACGAGACUUUUCAGCCACUUUUCAGACUGGUAGAUGCUGGUCAUAUCCGGGCACUACAGACUGGUAGAAACUGGUUAAAUACGAGCUUAUGGACCUACAGAUACUUGGACAGUCCAGUCGUUACCGACUAAGAGUUGCUAGUCCAAUCUGGGCACUAGUCCAGCAGAUAACAACAAAAUCCUCAAACAAACAUUAAAACAGUCAACUGUACGAAGACGACGGAAGCCGUUUACUUCUAAAGUCUUUUUACAAUUCGUUGUUAAAGAGAGCCGAAUCCACAAAAGUUUUUGAGCAUCCCAACCAUCUACCUAAAAUGGAGGCGAUAGAUCUCAUAGAGUAGCGCAGUUCUCUCUCCAUGGGUGCCAUGACAACCUGCUUCACAUCGUGCUAGGUUUCUUUCAAAGAAGUGUCCAGGUUGCAGACUGUCCACACACAGCAACUGGAUAGUAUGUGACACUCUCUAACCGACACAGUUCACAUGCCCGACGUCCACAUCAACGUCGCCACCUACGCCAAAGGAACUGCUGACUUUUUCAGAUCACAUGCAGCUCCCAACCCCCAAAUCUUCUUCCCAGUUACUGGCCAGUGAGACUCCUUGGUGUGCCUGGCGACAUUUUUUUUUUUCUAUUUUGCCAGAGACAUAUAACGAAUCAUGUCUCUAUCACAAACACAAUAAAAACAUUUUUAGAGCGACUUCCUGCAGUCAAUACAGCAUGACACUGAGUUUGGAUACACUGAAAAUGGGAAACGGGAGGGAGAGAGAGAGAGAAACUGGAGUGGUCACGCUACUUUUUUUAAAAAGUUUUUUUAGUAGUACCCGGAUCAAACUUUGUCGCAACAAUGAACAUCGUGUCACCACUGCUGUCCCCUUACGACUACUUCCAUGUUAUAUUUGUAAUGUUCAGGAAAUAUUGAUAUCUGGUUGCUCUAGUCACACUUGUUUAUGUCAGAGGACCUUUCUUUGUAAAGAACUUAACUCUUGAAUUAAGGGCGCACAACAUUAACUAUGCAGCCUAUGGUCUAGCCAAGCAGUCUGCUAGCAUAUUUACUAAAUGAUAAAGAUUUUACUUGACAUCGAGUGCUUAUCUAUCACCGAUGUGUUUUUAGUUUAUCAGGUAACAAGAUGGAGGGAAUAUCGCUUAUUAAGGUCGGGAAAGGCGUUCGUGUCAAACGUGCGGCUACCUUUCUGCCCCUCGUUCACAGAAUAGAGGUUGUGUGGGGGAUGAGGAGGGGAAGGGGUCAGGGGAACAGGGGGAUGAGGAGGGGAAGGGGUCAGGGGAACAGGGGACCAGGGGAAUUAUUUUAGACUAAUCCAGCAGUUAAAGCUAUCGCACCGCCAAGUAGACGGUCCACGUGUCCCAUGCAGAGAAAGAACAGCAUUCUUAGAUGUGAACCCAGGACAGCCGGCCCUUAGCCGCGAGGCCUCAAAGUAAAUCAUUUAAAUGACUAAAGUGCCAACGGGAUUAAUCUAUAACCAACAUAAUCAGCUCGACCUACCUUUAACUACAUUAAAGGGGAGAGACGAGGGUGGAUAGGAGAUGUGGAGUUCAUGUAGAACCUCUAACCAACUUCAGGUCUGGGUAAUGGUGUAGUCUAUGAGUUCAGCAACGCAUUGUAACCAAUGGAUACUACAGGCCCUUUGUGCCUCGAUCAGUUGCUAUGAAUCCAAAAGGGGUUACAUACGUUGCAGAAUCGCGGGACAAGAGGUACUUUUUUUGUUGUUUGUUUUUUUUUUUUUUUUUUUGUUUAAACUUCACCCGCCUGCAAGUGGAUUGCAGCUGUUCAAAGUCUGUUUUUCAAAGACAGUCGAGGUACUGUCUAAUUAAACUGCAUGGGCCGCAACUGUUAUCACUGUCCCGCGAAACGGAGACGCAUGUGCAGAUGCCAUCUUGUUUCUCACGAACAUGGGUUACUAUGGCAACCAGAUAAUAAGCUGCUUCGCGGAGCUUGUAUUAGAGAGAGAUUCGACACUUGGUAGGUUAGAGAACUAAACUGUGAAACAUAAUAACAAGCAUGAUUUUGUUGUCUUCGGACACGACUCGAGGUUUCUGUAUGACAUUUGAUAAUGGUGUAUUCAUUUUCAACUUUUGUCUAGGAGACAUGCAGCAUUAAAAGUAUAUAUAAUUAUAUAUAUACGAAUUGCAAAAUGUGGUUGCCAGUAAUGUGGUAAAAAUUCCAGGUAUAAUUCUGAGAUAGUUUUUACUUUGAAAGAAUUAACGAAUUCAUUCGUAUCUUUCAAACAGAAGGACUAUAAUACGAUGGAACUGUAACGUGGUCGACUGCUUGACUGCAGAAAGACGGAUGAGUCUCUUCCUGUCAUUUUGUGGAUUUGAACUUUGACCUGUUACCCUGAGCCAUGCUGCUUGAUCGGUAUAUCUUGAGCAAUAGGAAUGCACUGCAGGGGAGUGGCAGGCAACGGACGCACACGCGCGUGCAUGAAAAAAAGAGAAUGUGUGUGUUCACCCGCAUGAGUGAGCACGUGCAAUUAUUCCCCUUAAUGGUGCAGCGUACUAUAGCCUUGCUAUAUUUUGUACAGGAGAGGAAUUCUGAAUGGACUAAGGGGAUGAUUUAUAAAAGCCACUCCUCAGCCCUUUCUAAACCUUUCCAGAAAAUAACGGGAGAGGGGACAUGGAGCUUUUCGUUGUCAGUACGAUUUCAACUUGCACGACUGAACAUGUUGUGUGGGACUUGGUUCUGUAACGAAUGUACUUCAUGCUUUUGGCUAUUGUCAGUGAGCCAUACUGUUCAUUUUCUAGUAGCAUCCGACUCAACAAGACAUACAUCUUGUACACUGAAUGCUGGCUACUUAAAAAAAUCAUAUUACAUGACAACACUUCCAAGUAAAUGAUCUUGAAAGAUUGGACUUGAAGAAAAAAUAAAUGGGAACGAAAUAACAUAUUGAAAUUGACUUUACAGCUUUUUUAAAAAAAAGCAAAUUAAACUAUAUAUAGCACAUUUACAUCACUAAUACCACAACAAACUGGCGAAAAUUUCAACAUAUUUCUCUCCGAUGUGUCGCAGCCGUAGAGGACAUAAGGGAGGCAAACCUUGUUCUUGACAAUGAGGAAUACCGAUCGUUGCCAGAGUUGUGUUUCUUUAUUGCGCAGUUCAUCAGCUGAAAUGCUUAUCCGGACUAAUAAUGGAGCACGGCUACAAGAAUAAUUUUUAAGUCCCGUUAUUUAUCUGUGUUAUAAUUUCGGUGAUUACUUUGUUCAGCAGCAUGCCUUUGGCGAUGUUUAUUCAUUAUUUAUGAGAAAGACUGUAUAUUUUAACUGUACAUGAUCUUGUAAUUCUGUAUAUGUCAGUUAUCUUGCCUGAAUCACAUCUAGUCAUAUCAAUGCUAUCUGUACAAAGUAAAAACUUCCCAACUGCUAAGUGUUUAUAUGAUUUCUGUUGGAGCUCUAGGGUCAAAUGUAUAUUAUUAUUACUAUCAUUAUCAUUAUGGAAAUUGUAAUAAAUGAUUUCAAAUACUAGUGAAAUGGUUUCAAAUGUUCGUGGUGGUGACUUGAAUA